Molecule: messenger RNA, 2865 nt
Organism: Trichophyton benhamiae CBS 112371
Lineage: Eukaryota; Fungi; Ascomycota; Eurotiomycetes; Onygenales; Arthrodermataceae
Exons: 2
Coding region: 1-2865 (954 amino acids)
Cellular component (GO): plasma membrane
Molecular function (GO): calcium-activated cation channel activity
Source: RefSeq, a predicted model, not a curated record
AUGGGGGGAAUCGCUCAGCGUGAUGGUCCUCCUUCUGGUGCUGACGAGUUCCUGAAGCUCAUCUCAAACCCCUUCACCUCCAAGCUCAACUACAAUGCCUUCUGGGUCUCGCUGGGCACUUCUGUCGGCAUCACUGCCGGCCUGGCGCUCCUCUUCUCGCUCGUCCGGCCGCGGAACUCGGUCGUCUACGCUCCCAAGCUCAAGCAUGCAGACAAAGCCCAUGCGCCCCCGCCGCUGGGCAAGGGCAUCUUCGCCUGGAUAACGCCCAUCAUCAAGCUCAAGGAAGACGAGCUCGUCGACCGCAUGGGCAUGGAUGCCACCAUCUUCCUGCGUUUCACCCGCAUGUGCAGAAACAUGUUCUGCGUCAUGAGCAUCGUCGGCUGCCUCAUCAUGAUACCCGUCAACGUCCACUACAGCAACCGCUCCCUCGGCCAGGACAAGUCGCUCUUCGACUUCAUGACCCCCGAGUUGGUCUGGGGCGAGCCGCUCUGGUCGAAUAUUGCCUGCGCCUGGGCCUUCAACUUCAUCAUCAUGUACUUCCUCUGGCACAACUACCGGGCCAUCCACAGGCUGCGUAUCCGCUACUUCCAGAGCCCCGAGUACCAGAAGAGUCUGCACGCCAGGACGGUCAUGGUCACCCAUAUCCCGCAGAACUAUCGCACGGACGAAGGCCUGCUGCGGCUUACCGAUGAAGUCAACCCUACUGCCAGCAUCCCCAGAGCAUCCAUUGGCCGAAACAUGAGAGAGCUGCCGGGCCUGAUAAAGGAGCACGAUGCCAUGGUCAGGAAGCUCGAAGAAGUCCUCGCCAAAUACUUCAAGGACCCAGACAACCUGCCUCCAACCCGUCCAACUUGCAAGCCAUCAAAGAAGGACCAUAGUGGACACUCUGCCUCUGAACCAGUAGAUGCCAUUGACUAUUACACCGACAGAGUCAGACAGCUGGAAAUGGAAAUCAGACAUGUUCGGGAGUCCAUCGAUAAGCGAAACGCCAUGCCGUAUGGAUUUGCCAGCUGGGACACCAUCGAGGAUGCUCAUGCCGUUGCCUUUGCUGCUCGGAAUAAACACCCCCAUGGGACCACAAUCAGACUCGCUCCAAGACCCAACGACAUCAUCUGGGAUAACCUCGCCCUUACCAAGAGCAAUCUCAAGUGGAAACGCUUCAUGAACGCCAUUUGGUCGACUAUCCUGACCGUCAUCUGGAUCGUUCCAAACGCCAUGAUCGCCAUCUUCUUGACCAACUUGUCAAACCUCGGGAAGGUCUGGCCCGCCUUCCAGACCUCGCUGAACGGGAAUCCAAAGACAUGGGCCGCCGUCCAGGGUAUCGCUUCACCUGCAAUUCUCUCGUUGGUCUACAUUGUGCUUCCGAUCAUAUUCAGACGACUUGCAAUCAGGGCCGGCAAGAAAACCAAGACAGCCCGUGAAAGGCACGUUAUCCACAGUCUCUACGCCUUUUUCGUCUUCAACAACUUGGUCGUCUUCUCCCUCUUCUCCACCGUCUGGCAGUUGUUCGCGGUCAUCAUCGAUGCAAGCAAGAACGGAGAGGAUGCAUGGAAAGCCCUCCAGGCCAGAGGUACGUUUCAGAGCUUCGUCGUUGCUCUCAUCCACGUUGCGCCGUUCUGGGUCAAUUGGCUGCUGCAGAGGAACUUGGGUGCCGCCGUCGACUUGAUCCAGAUGAUCAACAUGGUCUGGAUCUUCUUUGCACGCAAGUUCUUCAGUCCCACUCCUCGCAAGUAUAUCGAAUGGACUGCUCCACCGCCGUUCGACUAUGCCAGCUACUACAACUACUUCCUCUUCUACGUCACCACCGCUCUCUGCUUUUCCACCCUGCAGCCCAUCGUCCUGCCCGUCACGGCCCUGUACUUUGGCGUCGACUCGUGGCUGAAGAAGUACCUCCUGCUCUACAUCUUCGUCACCAAGACCGAAUCUGGUGGGCGUUACUGGCGAGUCAUCUACAACCGCGUUGUCUUCGCCGUCAUCCUCUCCAACUUCGUCACCGGCCUCAUUGUCACCGCCCAAGGAUCCUGGACCAUGGUAUACUCCCUUGUCCCGCUUCCCCUCCUCAUGCUGGGAUUCAAAUGGUACUGCCGGGUCACCUUCGACAACAAAAUGCAGUACUACAACCGCGCUCUGGUCACCGAUCCCGAGGCCAUGGCAACCAGCAAAUCCUCCAAGAAGAUGGUUGAACGUCUCAGCUCUCGUUUCGGCCACCCUGCCCUCUACAAACCGCUUACCACCCCCAUGGUCCACGCAAAGGCAGCCGGUGCCCUGGAGAAAUUCUACCAGUCCCGUCAAGGCUUGGGCGCUGAAACCGGUGAAUACUCCGACAUCGCCAUGCACAGGAUGUCAUCCACCCGGCCCGGAAAGUCAGAGCACACCCGUGACAGACCCUUUGAAGUCGUCGCUGAAAACCAGCUUGACUUCUCCUACUUCAAGGAUCGGCCGGACUUCCGCGACGAGUUUGGCGGCGGCAUCUACGGCAGGCCAGACGACGUCUUUACUGAGCGCUCGCAUACCCCCAAGAGCUUCCUCAUGGGCACGGGGGAUUCUCCUAGCUCUUCGCGGGCAUCAUCGCCUACGCCAUCAACUUACAGCCAACAGGCUCGAGGCAGCAUGAGUUUCCCAGCCCAUGCUCAUAACCGAGUGCCGCAGCUUUCAGACCACCCGGCCUUCCAACCGAAUGAGCCUGAGGAGCCGUCGUUCUACACGGCUCCCAACGAAAGUGAACGCAGACUCCUAUCCCAUGCCCAAACCACACCCUUCAGACAUGACGCUGAGAUGUCAUCCAUCGACCGUUGGCAGUCCCAUACCUCAGAGGCCCGAGAACCCAGCCCAUCCGGCUUCACUCCGUACAGAGGCCACCGCUAA